AAUCUAAUGCAGACAGCUAAGCGGGAGGCCGGUUCGUAGGGAGACUGCUGCUAAAAAUUCUCUUCGCUUCUCUUCUCUGGGACGAACGAGGGCGGCCGCGAGAUCGAGAAGAUUCCGGCGACGCGAAUGGCUCCGACGAAGGAAAGCGUAAGCGAAGAGAUCCCCGCGGCCUCCUCUCUCGGGGACGCCCUGCUGUACGCCACGAUGUGCAUCGUUGGCCUCCCCGUCGAAGUCCAGGUCAAGGACGGAUCCCUCUACUCCGGAGUCUUGCACACCGCCUGCUUCGACAGAGACCACGGUAUUGUGUUGAAGAAAGCGACGAAAAUAGGGAAAGGGAAGUGUCGCGCAAACUUAGCAUUAGGAGAUUGUGUGGAUACUCUCAUUGUGCUUUCGUCUGAUCUGGUUCAAGUAGUCGUAAGGGGUUUUGUACUUCCAGCUGAUGAAGGUGUUGUUGAUCAUGUCGUUGGCAAAAGUACAGAGUCAGUGAAUCAAGUUGAGUCCCGUUCUUGUAGUAGGGAAAUAGAAAGGGAAGAAAACGGAUCGAUAUUUCAGGACUCUGCUUCAAGACAGGUCACAGAGUCCCGAGCUGAUGGAGACAAAGAGGACAAUUCAAUUGUUGAGGUGGCAAAUGGAGCUCCAUCUUUGAGUCCUAACUCAAACAUCAAGGGAAGAAAUAGCCAUCUUGCUUCUCUACCUGACCAGCUAUCUUCUCAAGAAAUUGAAGUUCCCAAAGCAUUGACCUCAUCAGAUACUAGUACUUCAGUCUGUUCUACUUCUUCCACUUCAAUAUUCGAUAUUACAGCCAAUUCAUAUGCUACUGGAUUAGUAACAUCUAAUACAACAAUCCCAAAGAAAAUCAAAGGUGAAAGUAUUAUUGCCAAGGAAUCAAAGCUCAAUCCAGAUGCAAAAGUUUUUACACCAACAGCCACAAAUUAUAGACAAGUAGCAGCUCCAGUGCCCAGAUUUGUAAGCCCAAGUCAAAUGUCAAAUAGCCUUUCUGUAGUGCCUACUAUUGGUGCACAAUUAGGACAUGAGGUGGAAUCUUUUGCAAGUCGUUUCACAGUACCAAGUAAAGUGGUUCCAUACAAUAACCUAAUUGCUGCUCAAGCUGGAAAUGGAACUCAUUACGCUCGCCCGAUUGUGGGGCACAGUAGUAUUCGCCAACUUCCAGUUCGUGUCAAUGGCCAAUAUCAUCCUCUUCAAGCAGGACAUCAUGUGUACUUGAAUCCACAUUCCCAAAUGGUACCUGCUGGGCCACUAAAUCAGCCUGUGUAUGUACAUCCAGUAUCCCAGGAGCCAAUUCAAGGAACACCAUUCAUGCCACAAGGGCAUCCUCGGCCUCAUCCCCCUCAAGCAAAUAUACUCAAGUUUCAAGGUACAGCAGCACAGCCUAUACAGCUGCCUAUGGCUCCCCCCAUAAUGGCUGGUGAGAACCAAACACUUGUGGCACCGAUGCAUGUUCCAUUCGCCCAGCCCUAUGCCGUUCCCCAACCCGUACUGAUCUCCGAUGUCAACGGUUAUAUUUUCCGAUGAACCCUUCAGAUCUCUUUAGCCGGAUCUUGGAGUCUGCUCUCAAUUUUGUUGAAUUAGUUUGAUUUCCUCAGCCAUGGUAAAUAAUGAUGCAGAGUAGAAGAUGAUAUCAUUUGGCCUCUUGAACUUGAUGAUAUGAUCAGGGAAUUUUUUUUAGGAACUUCAAAUGUCUUUUAUUGUCAAAAGAAGAAAGUGAAUUACAUGUUCGAGUCCUUUAGUUCUGGUUUAUUCUCUUUAAUUUGAUAAGAAUUUUUUUUAUAGAGAGAUGGAAUUGUGUAUUUAAAACAGGGCAGAGAGAAAUAUAUGCAUGUCUUAGUCCAAAUUAUUGAUGAGCAAUUUUAGAGCAUUCAGUUCAUGAAAUAAAA
This is a messenger RNA of Zingiber officinale, 1895 nucleotides long. RefSeq lists its product as uncharacterized. Gene Ontology annotation, molecular function: RNA binding. NCBI's taxonomy places the organism in Eukaryota, Viridiplantae, Streptophyta, Magnoliopsida, Zingiberales, Zingiberaceae. The transcript is spliced from 11 exons. Bases 127 to 1533 code for a protein of 468 amino acids. The record is from RefSeq and is a predicted model, not a curated record. Gene Ontology annotation, biological process: cytoplasmic stress granule assembly. Gene Ontology annotation, cellular component: cytoplasmic stress granule.